Messenger RNA from Batrachochytrium dendrobatidis JAM81, 834 nucleotides. RefSeq lists its product as uncharacterized. The record is from RefSeq and is a predicted model, not a curated record. NCBI's taxonomy places the organism in Eukaryota, Fungi, Chytridiomycota, Chytridiomycetes, Rhizophydiales. The transcript has a single exon. The coding region runs from base 1 to 834 and encodes 277 amino acids.
AUGUCGUGCCCAUCAUCGCAUAUACAAGUAACACCAAUAGAAACAAUCGCAAACCAGUCACAACUGCCACCUAUUAUACAAGGAGCCCCUUCUAGAUUACAUGGAAAUCUAGAACUCAAUGAAUCGUAUGUGCAGAGCACUCAUCCACUGUCUGAUUUAAACCAAAAUCAGCAUAUGCCAUCAAUUGUGCUAUCCAGCCACACCAACAAUCAAGAAUCAACACAAUUAUCUGGCUGGAAUCAUCACUACAACCAUCCUCAAGACAGCUACCCAGCCAUGGCUCAUCACUAUCAUCAACCACAAGGACAGCCAAAGACUGACCUACGUCGUCAUUCCUCCGAGUCUAUGCAUUCAUACCAUUCUACAAUGCGUGAAGAAUCCGCUCAACCGCCCAGUAGUAAUCUACACUCUCUGCCAACUCACUGCCCUCCAAAUCUGAGGCCUUUGUCACCUACAUUGCAGUCUAGCCAAUACCACUCAUCUCACUAUAAUCAUCUGCCAUCUGAUACGACUCAAUGGUCCAAAACAAACGCACAUAACUAUAGUCCCUCUCGUUUACAUUCAUCUUCAUUCUCUGGCGUUCCUACUGUAACCGUAGCUAGUCCUCCUGCCGACAAUGAUAUAAACAUAUCAUCUCUGGACUGUAGUCCAUUUUCCGCUCAACAAAACAUCAAGUCUUCGACAUCUGAUCCUGUCACUCCACUCACACACACUGAAACUUUUUCAGAAGAGCGAGAAUUACACCAAGCUCCAGUGUUGGGAUUGUCGUUGGCUUCUUUAUCUGCUGCGGCUGCUGUCCAGGCUCCAGUUAUCACAACCAAACGACCCAGUUGA